AGCGAGAGAGAGAGAGAGAGAGAGAGAGAGAGAGAGAGAGAGAGAGAGAGAGAAUGCGAGCUUGGACAGCUAGUGAGUGGAGAGUAGUGUCCCAUAUGUGGAAAAAAGCAUAGCAGUGUACACACAGCUCUGUGGUCUGUUCCAGGGAUUAUCCAAGCGCACUCACAUCUUGAUGGAAGACACGCAGGCAUGAGUAGGGCCAGCCAUUGUGAAACCAGCUUCUGCACAUGCCAGUGAUGGACUUCAGCCGUACAGACGCUAACGUUAGCUGGCAUUCACAAAACAGCAGCACUCGUCCCAACUGAGACCAGCCCCACAGAAUGCUGAGCCCCAUUGUCCCCUAUAGCCUGUUGAAGAUGCACUGGAACCCGGAGCAUGCCCAGCCCCUCAGCCAGUGGCCUGAGCAGCACCUGGACGUCUCCUCCACCACCUCCUCCCCGGCCCACAAGUCGGAGCUCUACGGAGGCCGUGGCCGCGGCUCGUACAACUACGCCUGGGCCAACGACGACAUCUCCGCCCUCACCGCCUCCAACUUGCUGAAGCGCUACGCCGAGAAGUACUCCGGCGUGCUGGACUCGCCCUACGACCGCCCGCCCGCCGCGGGCAGCUACCCGGAGCCAGGCGCUUUCGGGGGCCUCAGCGGCCCCAAGACUGAGCUGGAGCCCUGGCCACUCACGCACGGCUCCGAUGGCUCUUAUCCCCUCGGGACGCCGGGGGGCCACGACGGCAUGCCGGGGUCCAAGCCUGCGGCCCCGCCGGCCGGGCCUCCGGGGUCCGGCAGCGGGGCCAACAGUAACCUCUCGGACUCGGGCUACAGCGGCAGCAGCUCCUGCAGUGGCUCUCAUUCCGGCGACUACCCCCCGAGCUACAACGGCACCUACCUGUCCUCGGGGUACUGUCCCCAGCCCGGCACGGCGCUUCCCCCGGCCUCCCUCCACGCGCUCCAGACCACUCCCACCCUGGUGCCCAGCUACAGCCCCACCGCCCCAAUGUACAACUACUCGCCUAGCGCCUACCCCCACCAGGCCGGCCUGGCCCCUAACUACAGCCACCCCUCUGCCACCUACCUGCCCUCAGGCCUGUCGGCUCCCAGCCCGCUGCCCUCCAGGCCCACGGCGGUGGGGGGCAGCUACAGCUACCAGAGCUCCAGCCUCGGCGGCGCAGAGUCCGGGGGAUCGCUCAAGAGGAAGGCCUUCGACAUGAGCCACGAAGAGAACGAAAACGGGGACGCUUCCCGCUACAGGAAGUACGGCUACGACCAAAUGAAGGCCGGGGAGGACACGCCUUACAGCGCCAGCGACAAAGGCGACCGGGGGAACGGUUUUAGCGCGGGCAGCGCUGAUCCUCAGACCUUCAAGCCCAGAAAGCCCUCCCCCCAGCCCCUGGUGUCUCCUCAGUACGGGGUGGCUGGGGAGUACAGCCCACCGGCGGGGAUUACAGGGGACAAUGUGGGGGGGGAACAGGGCUUCUCCCAGCUGCAGCAGCAGCAGCAGCAGCAGCAGCAGCACCGUUCCCACAGCCACAAGAGGGACUCCCUGAAGAGCCCAGACCCCCGGCUGCUGGACCUGGUCAACGGGGAGUUGUUGGACUGCAGCCCGGGCCUCGCCUGGGGGGAGCUGGUGGGACUCACUCACGUCAAGAGCGCCCUGGAAGAGGACCUGCUCUGGCCCGUGUUGAGGCCCAGCCCGGGGGUGCGGCCGCCCUGCACCGUGCUGCUGUUCGGCCCCCGCGGAGGUGGGAAGACCACCCUGGCCCGCUCGCUGGCCUCGCAGCUGGGGGCGUCCUUCUACCGGCUGAGCGGAGCCACGCUGGCCUCCAAGGGGAAGGCGGAGGCGGAGCAGAUCCUGGGCGCUCUGCUGCAGGUGGCGGUGGCACGCCAGCCCUCGGUGGUGCUGCUGAGCCAGGUGGAGGCCAUGGAGGAGGAGGGCCUCCGGCAGACCCUGCUGUCCACCCUGGAGAAGGCCCAGGUGGGGGCGGCGGGGCAGGUUAUUAUCGUCUGCGCCACGGGGCGGCCCGACCUGCUGCAGGAGUCGGUCCACCGGAGCUUCGCCAAGCGGUACCACGUGCGCCUGCCGGACGUGGGCAUGCGCAGGCAGGUGCUGCUGCAGGCACUGGUCCCCCAGGGCUGGAGCCUCAGCGAGAGGGAGCUCGGUUCGGUGCUCCAGCGCACCGAGGGCUUCUCUGUGUGGGAGCUGCUGCAGCUCAGCCAGCAGGCGCUCUCCUCCGCGUCCACCUCGCCGGGGGGGGCCAUGCACGGCCUGCCCACCGCCUCCUCGACCCCCACCUUCAAAGACUUUGAGAACGCCUUCUGCAAGGUGCGCCCGCACACCAACCCUAAAGAACUGGACACUUGUAUAGAGUGGAGCAAGGUGUAUAGCCACUGAAAAUGCAGCCAAACACUGUAUUGGGACAGCCAUUUUGACCCUAUCAUGGCUCUGAGACGACGAGCCUUGGGAAUGUUUUGAUGUUGUUUUGUACUUAUUAUGCAGCCAAAAGAGUUGGAAGACCUCAAAGAUGCGGGACAGCUGAUCAAUGUUUUACUGGCAUAAACAAGCCAUUGUGUGCUCUUCAGUUUCCGCUAUAAAUAAACACACUACUUUAUUUUCCCAAAGAGAUAAGAGAAAGGGCCUUGAUGAGUAGGACAAUGGCGUGUAGUUAAAAUAGCUGAUUGGCCAACGAGGAAGCGUUAUGUAAGGAUACUCUUAGAGAUCCUGAUUAGCCUUGGUCCAGGACACAGCAGGUAUUUAUGCUGGUCGCGGGGUCCAAGAUUAUGGAUAAUCAGGGUGUUGGGAAAUCCCCCUUUUCACUGCUACACUCAGGAUCGAAGUUGGAUUGCCAGCCCUCUCUCAUUUAAAUUUGAAUUAAUUUAGGAUACAUCAUUUAGCAAAAAAGCCCCUAGGAUUUUCAAAAUUACAUUCUGACCAAAUUCACUAAUAAUAGUAGUGAUAAUAACAAUAAUAAUUAUAAUAUUAAUAAUAAUAAGGAUAAAUAAUCAUAUUAUUAUAAUAAUUAGAUAUGCACCAAUCCCAAUGAAUCAUAUCCAUUGUCUCCAUAGCUUUCCACCAAACUUUGUAAUAAUUGUCACAGCCGUAUUCUUCCCUUUCCAGUAUUAGUCAUGGUGGAGGUAGCUCUGGUGCGACUGGUCAGAACACAGUAUUACUAGCGCACCAUCCCUCUCUGCUAUUCUAGGGGCACCUUGCAGUUAACCAAUGCAUUUAAACACAAAAAUAGAAAACAUUUAAUGACAAAAAAUAGUACAAUGCACACACAAUAUGCAGUAUUAUUUUUUUAAUUCACUUUCUCCAUUUAAGUAUUUGUUUACCUCACAUUCCUCGCUGAGUGCAGUUAAGUCUGAGAAAUCCUACUUUCAUCCUACUUUGCUUUAACCCUCUGCAGCCCUGCAGUGUGUGUUUUUGUUUUGUUUUGUUUUACAUUUUUGCUUUACCACGUACUCAUUCUUUUUUUAUUUUCUUUAGUGUGUAGUCUUGUUUGAAAUGCUCAGGAAGAAUUUCUUUACCUCAGAAAUAUGAAUUUAAGAAUGUAUGUAAUCUUAGGGUCUUAGCAAAAGAGAGUGAUGCAGAGCAAGGGGUUUGGGGUGGGGUGGGGGGGAUGGGGGAGAGUUAGGCGGGUGAGGGGGAAAGGGGGGGAGGGGAAGGGGGAGAGGGGCUGACAGUCUUGUUAUACUCCACUGCGGCUGGGCUUUUACCUCUGAAGAGAAACUUGAAAAUGCUACAAAGAGUAACAUUGAAUGUAAUUCAGGUAUUUCAAAGGACAUUUGAUGCCAUAAAUUCAUGUUUUUAUUAUAUAUACAGAUAUAAAUACUUUUUUUUUCUUUGUUCUUUUUUUCUUGUUUCUUUUGAUGGUAGAUUUGUUGGAGGAGAUGUGGUGGUCUUCAUAAAAAUGUUAUGUAGAAUCCCCAAAAAAACACAUCCUUUUUGUUGGACAAACUGCAUAUUGUUAUCAUGUUACGUGUUUACAUAUCCUGCACAUUAAUGUCUGUUUGAAUAGUUUUAUGGCUGCAGUUUACCAUAGUGUAUUGUAAAUAAAUAUAAUAGGCACAAUCAUACAUGUGCACUCUACAGCAACUACAUCAAACUACUGAGCACAAAACCUCUUAAAAGGGACAAAGACAAAGAAAAGUGAAUAUGUCACGAGCAUGUGGCUUCAGCUGAUACAAUAUAGAGAACAAUACCUAUUAUUGUGAACAUAUUACCGACAAACCCAUGAUGUAGACAAUCCAAAGAACAACUUAACUUUCCCUCCAUUUGGAAAUCCCUCUUUAACAAGCUGGAACCAGGCGGUCAUUCAACCCUGUGCUUCCGAGGCCACGAUUUUUUGGCUGUUGCCAUGGUACCUAGAAGGUAUUCAAAGAAUGAUGUGGCAUUUCCUAUGGUCCAAUAUCCUCCGCUCUCGCUGUCCCACUCUCUCUCUACCUUGCUCUCUCAUUUCUAAUCAUUCUUCUCCCUUCAUUCUGCCCCCGCUCCCCCCCCCUCUCUCUCUCCCUCUCUCUCUCCCCCUCUCUCUCUCCCUCUCUCUCUCCCUCUCUCUCCCUCUCUCUCUCUCUCUCUCUCUCUCUCUCUCUCUCUCUCUCUCUCUCUCUCUCUCUCUCUCUCUCUCUCUCUCUCUCUCUCUCUCUCUCUCUCUCUCUCUCUCUCUCUCUCUCUCUCAAUGUCCCCAAUGGAAUCGCAUUAGAUUGGAUUGCCCACUAGCCCCUAGCCACAGCCAUGUGGUGCAUAGCCCCAGUCCCCCACCCCAACCCAACCAAACCCCGUCCCCCGCACACCUUCCCCAUACGGAUCCUUCUGGAGUCGCCAUGCCCCUGAUUGAUGUCCAGCAACCCUAUAUCACAGUCCGGCCCUCCCCUCUUCUACAGCUGGUGGCCUCAGUCAUGCCAUGCAAGCAGAUCAAUCAGAAUCACCCCCGUUGUGCAUAUUGAUCACUGUCUACCAAACCAAAAAGAAAACACACACAUACACAAUGCAUACACAAAUGAUAGGACGUAGCCUCGAGGGUCGGCUGUAGUCCAGAUGUCUGCAAUUACUUGUUAUUUUUUCCGAGACCGAAAUUAAAAUGGUGACUUUAGUGUUAUUUUCUAGCAAAUCAGCGACCCAUGGCUACCCGAUAUACCACUUGAUGAAUCAGUGUUGUCCUCGCUUCUAAUCAAAACAGUUUGUCCAACAAAUUGGCUUUUUCUUAGCUGUUAUUAUCUCUUAUCACAGUAACUUUAUUCUUGGUUCUUGUACAUUUUCUGUAACCAUUUCUACCUCAUUUUGCGGCAUAUUGUACAUGAAAGUAUUUAUUUCAUGUCUUUUUUGUCUGUUUAAAAAAAAAAUGUUCUUGAACUGUAAUGGUCUACCUCAAAAAGACUGUAUUUUAAGAGAAGAGUAUCACACAAUAUUAAACAGAAUAUGUCAAUAUUUGA
Molecule: messenger RNA, 5422 nt
Organism: Gadus morhua (Atlantic cod)
Lineage: Eukaryota; Metazoa; Chordata; Actinopteri; Gadiformes; Gadidae
Gene: fignl2
Product: fidgetin like 2
Exons: 3
Coding region: 321-2384 (687 amino acids)
Molecular function (GO): ATP hydrolysis activity; microtubule severing ATPase activity; ATP binding
Source: RefSeq, a predicted model, not a curated record